Molecule: messenger RNA, 4451 nt
Organism: Scaptodrosophila lebanonensis
Lineage: Eukaryota; Metazoa; Arthropoda; Insecta; Diptera; Drosophilidae
Gene: TppII
Product: tripeptidyl-peptidase 2
Exons: 12
Coding region: 279-4346 (1355 amino acids)
Biological process (GO): proteolysis
Cellular component (GO): cytosol
Molecular function (GO): tripeptidyl-peptidase activity; serine-type endopeptidase activity
Source: RefSeq, a predicted model, not a curated record
CCGUACUAAAAAAGUGCGUUCAUCUGGCAACGCCCACUCUUUUUUUUACAUAUCGUACAAGUGACAAAUUUUUGACAAUUGCGUUCCGCUAAAUCAUUGAUGCAAUAUUUAAUUUCACUAAUCGUUUGACAAAUUGUUCAGCGCGCAGAGCACUCUCCUCGUACAACGGCAGUGGUAAUCGGGAGAUAGUAGUUGGACUGCGAUUAGAACAACAACAACAAAGCGUUACGAAAAAAGAAAACAAGCUAACAGAGAGCAAAACAAAUUGUGUGGAUAAAAUGGCAAGUGAUUUUGGUAGCGGGAUUGUGGAGUCUGCCUUCCCUGCAGGUGCUCUAGUGCCUAAAGCGGAGACUGGUGUACUUAACUUCUUGCAAAAGUAUCCUGAGUUUGAUGGACGCGACGUUACAAUAGCUGUCUUCGACUCUGGCGUUGAUCCGCGCGCAUCGGGGCUUGAGACGCUUUGUGAUGGAAAAUCGGUAAAAGUGAUUGAAAGGUUUGAUUGUUCGGGUUGCGGCGAUGUCGAUGUGAGCAAAAAAAUUACGCCUGAUGACGAUGGAAAUCUGAAAGGUUUAUCUGGUCGUACUUUGAAGCUGCCGGCUGAUCUUGUGGCUCUCAACACGGACAAGGAGGGCGCAUUCCGUGUUGGCCUAAAGAGUUUCAGUGAUCUGGUGCCGAGCAAAGUGCGCGAUAAUAUAAUUGUCCAGGAAAAAUUAAAGAAUUGGAACAAGCCGCAUAAAACGGCUAUCGCUGAUGCCAGCCGCAAAAUCGUGGAGUUUGAAACCCAAAAUCCAGGUGAGGCAUCAAAGCUUCCUUGGGAUAAGAAGAUUAUCAAGGAGAAUCUUGAUUUUGAACUGGAAAUGCUCAAUAAUUACGAAAAGCUUUACAACGACAUUAAGACUUCUUACGACUGUGUACUCUUCCCCACUGAAAAGGGCUGGCUGACACUUAUUGAUACGACAGAGAAAGGGGAUCUGAGUCAAGCGCUGCGCAUCGGCGAAUAUUCGAAAACGUAUGAAAUCAAGAAUGUGGAUGAUUAUCUGUCUAUUUCGGUUAAUGUGCACGAUGAUGGUAAUGUGCUCGAAAUAGUGGGCAUGUGCUCUCCCCACGGCACGCAUGUCGCAUCGAUCGCGAGUGGAAAUCAUAGUUCGCGCGACAUCGAUGGUGUGGCCCCAAAUGCCAAAAUUGUGGCCAUAACAAUCGGCGAUGGUCGUCUGGGGUCCAUGGAGACAGGCACUGCUCUGGUGCGUGGCAUGAUGAAAGUUAUGGAAUUGUGCCGGGAGGGGCGACGCAUCGAUGUAAUAAACAUGAGCUACGGCGAGCAUGCUAAUUGGUCCAACACAGGACGCCUCGGGGAACUGAUGAACGAAAUUGUCAACAAGUAUGGAGUAGUUUGGGUUGCCUCUGCAGGGAACCACGGACCAGCCCUCUGCACCGUAGGUACGCCACCAGACAUCAGUCAGCCAAGCUUAAUCGGUGUUGGCGCUUAUGUCUCACCGCAAAUGAUGGAGGCAGAGUAUGCGAUGAGAGAGAAGUUGCCUGGCAAUGUGUACACCUGGACGUCACGUGAUCCCUGCAUCGAUGGCGGUCAGGGUGUGACUGUUUGUGCGCCAGGAGGUGCCAUUACUUCUGUGCCGCAGUUCACCAUGAGCAAGUCUCAGUUAAUGAACGGCACAAGCAUGGCCGCUCCUCAUGUUGCCGGCGCUGUGGCGCUGCUGAUCUCAGGACUAAAGCAAAAGAACAUAACAUACUCCCCCUAUAGUAUAAAGCGUGCUAUAAGCGUCACUGCCACUAAAUUGGGCUACGUGGAUCCUUUCGCACAGGGCAAUGGCCUAUUAAAUGUGGAGAAGGCUUUUGAGCAUUUGGUCGAGCAUCAGCAAGCAGCGGAGAAUUUACUACGUUUUUCGGUGCGUGUGGGCGCAAAUCAAGCGAAGGGCAUACAUCUUCGCCAGGGUGUUCAGAAGAAGUUUGUCGAUUUCAAUGUUAACAUUGAGCCGGUGUUCUUUAAUGACAAGGAGGUCGAUCCCAAAGACAAAUUUAACUUUAAUGUUCGCCUAAACCUCAUACCGUCACAACCUUGGGUGCAGUGUGGCUCAUUUCUGGACCUAAGUUAUGGAACUCGAUCCAUUGUGGUCAGAGUCGAUCCGACUGCGUUGCCUCCUGGUGUGCACAGCGCUAUCAUACGCGCGUACGAUACGGAAUGCGUACAAAAGGGACCACUCUUUGAGAUACCUGUCACUGUGGUGCAGCCACAUGUUUUGGAGAGCGAUAACAAUACGCCUGUGUUUGAACCCGCUUCGAAUAGAGGUGACCGUGCUGUAGAGUUUCAGCCCAACACCAUACAAAGGGACUUUAUACUCGUUCCAAAUAACGCCACAUGGGCAGUGCUGCGCAUGCGCAUUACUGAUCCCAAUCAUGGCAAGGAUGUGGGCAAAUUCUUUCUGCAUACAAACCAAUUGCUGGCCAAACAAUCUUGCCGCAAACUGGAGACCAUGAAGAUCAUUGGUGUGAAUUCAGAGUUCGAAUCCACGACCGCGUUUCGUGUUAAGGGUGGCAAGAUAUUGGAACUGUGUAUUGCCAAGUAUUGGUCCAGCCAUGGACAAAGCCAUUUAAAGUAUAGCCUCGAAUUUCGCGGUGUUGAAGCUCAAAAUCCAAAUGCUUAUGUUAUGCACGCGGGGCGUGGCAUUCACAAAAUGGAAAUAAAUUCGCUGGUGGUAGAAGAAGUGAUCCAACCAUUGCUGCAAUUGAAAAACGCCGCUGUUGUGCUCAAGCCUGUUGAGGCAAAAAUCUCCCCGUUGAGCGCCACGCGUGAUGUCAUUCCAGACGGAAGACAGGUUUAUCAGAACCUGCUGGUGUACAACUUAACUGUAGCUAAGCCGUGCGAAGUGGCAUUGUAUGCGCCUUUGUUCAAUGAUUUGCUGUACGAAGCAGAAUUUGAGUCGCAGAUGUGGAUGCUGUUCGAUGUAAACAAGGCGCUGGUGGCAACAGGUGACGCACAUUCACACACCUUCUAUACGAAGCUUGAAAAGGGCGACUACACGGUUCGUCUGCAGGUCCGUCAUGAGAAGCGAGAUAUUCUUGAGAAAAUUUCCGACGCUAAUAUGGUCGCUGCUUUCAAGUUGCCGAACGCGCUUAACAUUGAUUUUUACGAUAGCUAUAACCAGUGUAUAGUAAAUGGACGUAAAUUUGCGUCCGCCCCUAUAAAGGGUUCGCCUAAAGUGUUGUAUCUGGGUCCCAUAUCCCAGGAGCGCCUUACAAAGGCCAACUUACCCGCACAAUGCGCAUGGUUAAAUGGCAAUGUAGUGUUUCCAAAGGAUGACGCCGGCCGUCGCGUCGCCCUUCACCCGUUCUACUACAUCCUCAACCCGACCGAAAAGAAAGCGGCAACUAAUGGCGCAGCUAACGGUACGAAUGCCAACAGCUCGACCGCAACUCCAUCGGCAAAUGGAAACGGAACGAAGCCCAAGGCCCCAGCAACGACGCUGUCAACAACUGCUUUGGCAGCGUCAGCGGCUGGUGAUGGUAUAACUGCUCAAAGCGAUGCACCCCCAAACAGCGGAGUUCUGCAAUCGUCGCCGAAGAAGGGAAAAACAUCAGCCGACGAUUAUGCAGAGAGUUUACGCGAUUUUCAGUGCACACAUAUCGUGAAAUGCGAGCUGGAGAAAGCAGAGAAAAUCUAUAACGAGGUUAUUGCUGCACAUCCGAAGCACUUGCAGGCACAUUUGUUGUUGAUACAAAACAUCGAAUCAACCGAACUUAAAAUUCAGCAUCCAUUUGCCUUCGCUAAAGCCCAAGCCAAAGUUGAAGGCAACGAAAAUACUGAAAAGCAAAAGGAUGACAAGCAAAAGCUGCGUUGCACUCUGGAGCGUAUUAUUAAGCUGGCAGAUCUCGUUAUCAAGGAUACCGAUGCUGAUGGUCUGCUCUCCUACUAUGGCCUGAAGACAGAUACACGGGCCGAUGCGGCUAAAAUUAAAACUAACAUGGAUAAACAAAAGGCAAACCUUAUCGAGGCCCUAAGCAAAAAGGGUAUUGCUCACGCAAAGCUAGCGGUAUUGGAUGACAAUAUUAAAGACCAGUUGUCCGAACUCAACGAUAUUUAUUCAGAAAUUAUAAAAUUUGUCGAUGCCAACGAUGCGAAGGCCAUUCAAUUCUCUGUGUGGCAUGCAUAUGCUCAUAAUCAUCUAGGACGCAUGUAUAAAUAUGUUAUGAAAUUGAUCGAAGAUAAACGCACACGUGAUCACUACGAAGAGCUGGCUGAGAUCAUUGGCGCCUUGGGGCAUGACCAUGCCAAGGUUGCUAUCAAUCGCCUAACGAUCACAUCUUUUCCAAGUAACUUCCGCUUGUUUUAAAUAUUGUAGCUGUUUUUAAGCACGAAGAACAUAUUAUUACUGUAUAUUAAUCUAAAGUUUGUUUUUACAUUGAAAAUCGUAAAAUAAAUAAAUUGAAUGAAUUAA